GUGGGCGCGCCGGCCGCGGGGCAGUGCGGUGGCAUGGCGGGCGGCGGCGCGCAGUGCCUCAGCUUCGCGGGGUGCAACUUCUUACGGCAGCGGCUGGUGCUGUCCACGCUCAGCGGGCGGCCGCUGAAAAUCCGCAAGAUCCGCGCCAAAGAAGAGGACCCCGGUCUCCGCGACUUUGAAGCAUGCUUUAUUCGCCUUAUUGACAAAGUGACAAAUGGCUCUAGGAUUGAGAUAAACCAAACAGGUGAGAUCUGUUUUCUCUUCUUCCUCUGUUGCAGUCUUCCAGACUCUAUCUUACAGGGAGGCUGUGUUGAUUCAACAAACCAGAGCCUUGCUCUGCUGCUCAUGACCCUUGGACAACAAGAUGUUUCCAAAGUCCUGUUAGGACCUCUGUCUCCAUACACAAUUGAGUUUCUGCGACACCUGAGAAGCUUCUUCCAGAUCAUGUUUAAAAUUGAAAUGAAGUCCCCUGAAGAAGAAUGCAAGGGCGGAGAGAAAGUCUUAAUGACAUGUGUUGGCACUGGAUUUUCCAACCUUAGUAAAACAAUAAGAUAAGAAGCUUAUCUGCAGACUUUCCAAAAUGAGAUAUCAGAAAACAUUGCAAAAAUUUGAUAAAAAGUGUCUUCCCCUCUACUUAUUCUGGCACCAGGAAAAUCAGUGCACAGGUACUCAAUCUUGCUUCAUGUGAACAAUAAAAUUACUUCAGGCUGUUUA
Phasianus colchicus (ring-necked pheasant) is the source of this 714-nucleotide messenger RNA. NCBI's taxonomy places the organism in Eukaryota, Metazoa, Chordata, Aves, Galliformes, Phasianidae. The record is from RefSeq and is a predicted model, not a curated record.